AUGGGGUCCGACGGGUGCUCCCAGGCAUGGCCAGGCAGCGAGGAGGGGCUGGGCCUGGGGCCGCUCACUCCUGCUGCGGUGGGUCUGCCGUGCGAUGGGGCUCCUGGGGGUGGCAGCAGCGUUUCCGCGGCGUCGGUUCUCAAGCCGUGCUGCAGCAGUAGCUCCAAGGGGGAUGUGGUGGCGGGGAUAGAGAGGAUGGGGGUGAGCGACAAGGGGAAGGAGGAAGGUGGUACGAGGAGUGGCGCGGAGGAGGGGGGAUGGGCCAAGUGGCCUGUGAACGGCGCUGCAGGGGUGGAGAACGGGCACUCAGUGGUGGAGAACGGUGCUACAACAGUGAAGAACGGUUUAGUUCAUCCACACACAUGCACCAAUCCCUCCAGUGCUACUACUGAAUGCGCUUUUAACGAGGCUAAGGUGCAGCUUGCGACUGUAGCACCCGGUUCCCUCUGCGAUUCCGCCGUGUCGAGAAUGAACCCGUUAAAGCCCGGCAAGCCAGUGGCGUGUGUGCUGGGCAUCGGUACAGCGAACCCGGACACGAUUCGGCCGCAGGGGCAGUUCGCCAAGGAGUACCUCUCACGCGUGGGCUGCCACCACGCUGAGACCCAGGCCAAGUUCGAACGCAUCUGCUACCACACGGGCAUAGACAAGCGCCACAUGGUGCUGCCAUGGGACACCAUCGCUGCCAACCCGUGCCUGCAGGAGUUCGGCGCGCCCUCCCUCGCCAUGCGCCAGGACAUCCUCCGUACCGAGGGCGUCAAGCUCGCCGCUGCCGCCUGCGAACGCGCCCUCGCCGAGUGGGGUGGAAACAGAGCAGGCGUGGGGGGAGCGGGUGGUUGGGAAGCUGCGUCGGUGGGCGGUGUGGGAGGGGUGGGCGGGGAAGGGGCUGGGGCGGGGGGGAUAACGCACCUGGUGGUGGUGACGGUGAGCGGGGUGCACCUGCCGGGGCUGGACGUGCAGCUGGUGGAAGCCCUGGGGCUGCGCCGCUCCACCCAGCGCGUGCUGCUGCAGAUGCUCGGGUGCUACGCGGGGGUCACUGCGCUGCGCAUCGCCAAGGAUCUCGCGGAGAACAAUGCUGAUGAAGGGGCGAGGGUGCUGCUUGUGUGCUCUGAGCUCAACAGUCUCAUCUUCCAGGCACCGCACGAGUCGCUCCCGGACAGUCUCGUGUGUGCAGCCAUCUUUGGCGACGGGGCAGCUGCCAUGGUCGUGGGGGCCAACCCCCGCACCCACACCUCCCACGCCGCACCUGCCGCACCCGCCGUAAACACCGCACCUGCCGCACCAGCCCUGCAAGAAGCUGCCACCUCUGCACAGCAGCAGCAGCAACAGCAAGGAGGAGGGGCCUCCUCCCCACCGCUCUCCCCCAGCCCACCCGCCGGGAUUUCCCCCGAGAAGCCCAGCUUUGAGAUUGUUCGUGUGGCGGAGUUUUUUCUGCCCGAGACAAUGCGGCACAUUGCGGGGGAUCUGACUGAGGCGGGGCUCCUGGUGCACCUGCGGAGGGAGGUGCCGCUGCUGCUGCCCGGGCCGGUGAAAGAUUUCAGUGCUGCCCUGCUGGGACUGGCUGGCGUGGGAUUUGCUGAGAGCUUCUGGGCGGUUCAUCCAGGCGGGCGGGCGAUUUUGGAUGCAAUUCAGCGGCAGCUGGGGUUGAAGAAGCAUGCGCUGAGGGCGAGCAGGGAGGUGCUUCGGCAGUACGGCAACAUGUCAAGCGGAUCUGUGCUGUUUGUGCUGGAUGAGAUUCGGAGGAAGAAGAAGUGUGCCGAGCCUCAGUGGGGAGUGGCUUUAGGACGGUCAGCAACUACAUGCGUCCCUCGUCGUGCUGUUACUGUCGCAGCUUCCCCCACGCCAGAUGAUGGGAUUGACACGUCAGCAUUACCUACCCCGUCUCCAGCGGUCGCAGAGCCUGUCGGUUUGUUAGAUAAAGCAGUCAGCUUAUCCACCAGCAGUCAGGCAGCUCCGUCAAUCACUGCGACCCUUGCUACCUCUGCCGACAACGUUAACGUCCCCGUUGACGUCUCUGUUGCUGCUGACGGAACAUCCUUCACUGCUCCUUCAGGUGACGCUUCAGUCUCGCUCAUGUCAUCAUCUGCAGCCCCGUCGUUCGCGGAAGCACCGUCGCCGUAUGAGCUGUCGAGCCUCGAGGCGGCCCUUGAGCAGCAGCCUGCCAUUCUGGUGGUCGUCGCGUCCGUGCUUGUGUUGAUCUACCUCGUCGCAGGAGGUGCGUUUUUCCCCCCGUGCAUCGCGUCCGUCUCGUGCAUAGCUUGA
Closterium sp. NIES-65 is the source of this 2259-nucleotide messenger RNA. The record is from the annotation of a GenBank genome assembly. NCBI's taxonomy places the organism in Eukaryota, Viridiplantae, Streptophyta, Zygnematophyceae, Desmidiales, Closteriaceae.